UAUCCGUUGAUUUUAUACAUUUUUCUCUCGCCGCUUCCUCUCUCUCCUCCACGUCAGACUCUCGCUAAUCUGCGCCUCUCGACUCUCUUCGACCACCACCCACUCCUUUCGCAUUCCCGCGAUUGUCUUCCCUCCGCGCACGUUAGUCGCAAAAUUCUAUCCAGUUAGAGAGCUCCGUUUUGGUGCUUUUGUGAACUUUUGUUUCUUUUGCUUCAACAUCACCGGAGAUUUCACUUGAUCGAGGUCCGUGUUCUUCUUCCGCCGCCAUCAAUGUACUGGAUGGAGCCAUGGAAUCUGGUGGUGGUUUUUGUUUGACUUCUAAUUCGGCUUUGAGAUAUGUGUUUCAUGAUCCCUAAUUGGGGUAUCUGGUACUAUCUUCUUGUGGUUGAUGGAAGGGAUUGAUACAUGCGGCCUUGUGCCGAGUUCUGUGUUUUCUUUGUUUGUGGGAUCUGGUUGGUUGCGCUGGUGCUUGGGGUUGGAGCUUUGGGGUUGUAGAUUUGGGGCGCGAACUUGGAACCCUAAUGGGGGAAAUGGGUUGCUCUAAUACUGAAUGUUUUCGGAUGUGCAUCCAUGAUUUAGUUGUUUUGAUAAACAUAGUUACUCUGUUUUGAACUGGCGUUUUGGGAGUUUUGAGCGGGUCGUGAUGAUGGAAUGCAAAGAGAUCAAUUGCAACAAGGAUUGUGGCGUUGGGGAAAGUAAUAGGGGCGGUGGAGGAGCUGGAUUUGUUGAUAGGAGUAAGGUGAAGAUUUUACUGUGCGACAAUGACUCCAAGAGUUCACAAGAGGUUUUUACACUUCUUUUGCGAUGUUCAUAUCAGGUCAUUUCAGUACGAUCAGCUAGACAGGUGAUUAAUGCCUUGAAUGCUGAGGGACCAGAUAUAGAUAUCAUUCUAACUGAAGUAGAUUUACCUAUGGCCAAAGGUAUGAAAAUGCUCAAAUACGUCACGCGGGAUAAAGAGCUGCGACGUAUUCCUGUGAUUAUGAUGUCAGCGCAAGAUGAGGUAUCUGUUGUUGUUAAGUGCUUGAGGCUCGGAGCAGCGGACUACCUCGUGAAGCCUUUACGAACAAAUGAGCUACUAAACUUGUGGACUCACAUAUGGAGAAGACGGCGCAUGCUUGGGUUGACAGAGAAGCAAAUUUUAAAUUUCGACUUUGAUUUGGCGACUUCGGAUCUUAGUGACCGCAAUACAAAUAGCACUACUUUUCUCUCAGACGACACCGAUGAUAACACUCAUAGGAGCAUUAACCCAGAAUUGGACAUGCCCCGUCAGGAAGAAUUGGACAUGCCCCAUCAGGAGGAUAUGUCUUCUGUUGCUGAUGCCACUGCCACGGACCCUCCUGCGGCUGAUUCAUUGCAAUUUCAGCCUAACGUGCAACUUAUCGAUGAAAACCAUAACGGCCCUAAAAAGUGUAAACUGAAAAUCGGAAAAAUCGGAGAGUCCUCUGCCUUCUUUACAUAUUGCAAACCUAAUGCAUUGAAAAGCAACUUUCAAGCACCACCUGCUCAACAAUUGGUAGAGAACCCUCUAUCAUCUGAACCUGAUCAACUGGUAUCUAUUGACCAUUCGCAAGGAGAUGGCUGUCGGAGUAGUAUUAGUGUUCCUGAUUCUUGGUCCAUGGAGAUGUCUAGCAGUCCUCAAACGUUCCAAUUUUCUCAACCAAUGAGCCAUGAUGAAGAAAAGCUACAAUUUUCUCAACCAAUGAGCCAUGAUGAAGAAAAGCUAUCUCAGGUGGUUGAGCAUCCAAGAGACGAGUCUCGACCCGACGCUGCUGGAUUACUGACUCAAACAAAGUAUCCCUUUUAUCUGCCUGGAGGCACGAAUCAAGUUUUGAUACCGCCGUCUACGGACUUCUACCACUGCAAGAAUCAACAUGAUGGGCAAAAUCAUGUGACUGCAGCUGCAAUGCCACAGUACAGUCAUCUUCAUCAUUUCCCUCUUGCAUCUGGGAUGCCCCCAUUUCCAUAUUAUCCACUCAAUAUAUGUUUGCAACCCAGUCAAAUGCCUAGUUCUCAUCCAUGGCCGCCAUCAUUUGGAAACUCAUCCUCCACUGAAGUGAAACUGAGUAAAGCUGAUAUAAGAGAGGCUGCUUUGAUUAAAUUUAGACAAAAGAGGAAAGAGCGAUGCUUCGACAAGAAAAUUAGGUACGAAAACCGUAAACAACUAGCUGAGAAGAGGCCUCGCGUGCGAGGACAAUUUGUGAGGAAUGGAGCAAAUGUUGAUCUCAAUGGGCAACCUUCUUCAACUGGCAACGACAACGACGACGACGAAACGCUCUAAGAGAUAGCUUUCUAGAGUUCCAGGCACAUGAGAGCAGAAUUGUGUAAUAAAUGAUAACCCCCACGAAGGGUUUUGCUGCGCCUGGAGGGUAAUCAGAGCUAAAGGAAGAAAUGAAAGAAGGUAUCCAAGUUACCUUCUAUAUACUAAUCGACUUGGUUGACAGUCCCUGUGGCUCUGUUGGUGGGGAUCUGAAGGCAUGAACAAAUAAUACAACUAUGUGAGCCUUGCAUCGAGACCACAAGCUGCUGGUCGAUUUUGAAGAUCAUUCAGUUAUUUAUGUUUCUAAUCAACAGUUCAUGCUUACAUAUGAACAGAGGAGUAGGCUUCAUACUUUUCUGGAGAAAUUUCUGAUACCUGUAGGAAUGUUUUUUAAAGAGAGAACGCUUCGAAAUUUUACAUUGAAAUGAAUUUACCCCUUCCCCUUAAAUUCGAGUU
Messenger RNA from Cucurbita moschata (crookneck pumpkin), 2713 nucleotides. Its product is annotated as two-component response regulator-like APRR1. The transcript is spliced from 6 exons. Gene Ontology annotation, molecular function: protein binding. The coding region runs from base 644 to 2278 and encodes 544 amino acids. Gene Ontology annotation, biological process: phosphorelay signal transduction system; cytokinin-activated signaling pathway. The record is from RefSeq and is a predicted model, not a curated record. Lineage: Eukaryota; Viridiplantae; Streptophyta; Magnoliopsida; Cucurbitales; Cucurbitaceae.